Molecule: messenger RNA, 921 nt
Organism: Tupaia belangeri chinensis (Chinese tree shrew)
Lineage: Eukaryota; Metazoa; Chordata; Mammalia; Scandentia; Tupaiidae
Product: olfactory receptor 2D3
Exons: 1
Coding region: 1-921 (306 amino acids)
Biological process (GO): G protein-coupled receptor signaling pathway
Cellular component (GO): membrane
Molecular function (GO): G protein-coupled receptor activity; olfactory receptor activity
Source: RefSeq, a predicted model, not a curated record
AUGGGAGAAGGGAACCAAACUUCUGUGGCUGAAUUUAUCUUGCUGGGACUUUCACAGGAUCCCAAGAUCCAGAUCUUGUUGUUCUGUGUCUUCCUGAUCAUUUACCUUCUUUCUAUAUUUGGAAACCUGUUGAUAAUAAUCCUUAUUCAAACUGACUCUCGACUUCAUACACCUAUGUACUUUUUUCUCAAGAAUUUGUCCUUUGCUGACCUCUGUUUCUCUACAAGCAUUGUACCCCAGAUGUUGGUCCACUUCCUUGUGAGAAAGAAAACCAUUUCCUUUUCUGGAUGUUCGAUACAGAUCAUUGUCUUCCUCCUAGCAGGGUGUACAGAGUGUGUACUGCUGGCAGUGAUGUCCUAUGAUCGCUAUGCAGCUGUGUGCAAGCCCCUGCACUACUCCACCAUCAUGACACAAAGCGUUUGUAUCCAGUUGGCUAUUGUGUCCUGGAUAACUGGGGCUUUUGUGUGUUCAGUGGACAGUGCAUUUACACUGUGUCUCCCCUACCAGGGAGAUAAUGUAAUUAAUCACUAUUUUUGUGAACCUCCCGCACUUUUGAAGCUGGCUUCAGCAGACACUUACAAUGCUGAGAUGGCUCUCUUUUCAAUGGGUGUGGUCAUCCUCCUGGCUCCUGUCUCCCUCAUCCUUGUCUCCUACUGGCAUAUCAUCUCCACUGUGAUCCGGAUGCAGUCUGGGGAGGGGAGGCUCAAGGUCUUCUCUACCUGUGGUUCCCAUCUUACUGUUGUGGUUCUCUAUUAUGGCUCUGGAAUAUUUGCUUACAUGAGACCCAAUUCCAAGACAAUGAAUGAAAAAGAUAAGGUCAUCUCAGUGUUCUAUUCAGUUAUGACUUCCAUGCUGAACCCUAUCAUUUAUAGCCUGAGGAACAAGGAUGUGAAAGGGGCUCUCAGGAAGCUGACAGGCUGA